Plasmodium gaboni is the source of this 5295-nucleotide messenger RNA. RefSeq lists its product as hypothetical. Lineage: Eukaryota; Apicomplexa; Aconoidasida; Haemosporida; Plasmodiidae. The coding region runs from base 1 to 5295 and encodes 1764 amino acids. The record is from RefSeq and is a predicted model, not a curated record. The transcript has a single exon.
AUGAGUGUAUUAAAAUAUAUAAGAAAAAAUUUGUAUAUUCUCUUUUUCUUAUAUAUUUUGUGUAUAUACUCAAGAUGCUUGUGUAAUAUUAGUCUUCAUCCAUCGCUAGCCGAUUUUUUUGUAGAAACAUUUCGAGAUAAUAUUUUUAUAUCGACAAAUAAUGUUAUAAAUAAAAAGUUAAUUAAUCUUGAAUGUUCUAGUGAUGAUUUAUUAGAAUGUCACAAUAUAAACAAGGAAGAAAAGCAUGAAACGAAUGAAACGAAUGAAACGAAUGAAACGAAUGAAACGAAUGAAGCAAAUAUAAAUGUAAAUAUAAAUGUAGAUACAAAUACUUAUAAAUAUAAUUAUUACGAUGAAAUAGAUAUACAUAAUAAAGAAAGUGCAAAUAAAUUUCAUAUAAAAGAAAACCAUAAAAAAUAUGUUUAUAUGUAUGAUGAAUACCAAGAUAUUAAAUACAGUUAUUUACAUACAAACCCCUUUUAUAAAAUUACAAAAAAAAAUAUAGAAAACAAAAAAGAAAGUGAACGAGAUAUAUAUAAAAAAGAUAUAGAAAAAAAAAAACAUGAGAAUAUAUUUUAUAAAAUAUUUUCAUCUUUUAUAAAUAUUAUAUUUCCUAUUUUUAAAAGAAAAGAAAAAAAUGAAAUUACAAAUAUUCAAAAUAAAUGGUAUUCACCUUAUAUUAUUGAUUAUAAAAAAACAAAUAUUUUAUAUAAUACACAUAAUUCAUCUAAUAAUUAUUAUGCUGAUAAAAAAAAUAAUAAAGUUAAAGGAUUAAGUUUAUCUGAGCAUAUAGGAAAUGCUAACGACGCAUCUGUGUUAUUACCUUUAUCACUUGCAAUAGAAGAAUUAAAAUUUAAUAAAAUAUUUAAACAUGUAUGGGAGGGAACAUAUAAAAAUACAGUUUUUUUAGAAAACACAGGAUCAUUAUCUAGUCACCAUAAUGAGAAAAAAAAUAAUUUUAAUAGUAUAAAAAUUACUUAUAAUGACACUAUUAAAGAUGUCAAGGCUCUUCAAGAACAGGAACAGGUGUUAUUAAAACGUGGAACGAACAAUAUGAAAGGGAAUACAAGAGAAAUGAAAAAGGAAAAUAUAAAACAAACAGAACAUACAACUAUGACCAUAAACAAAGCAGAUGUCAUCAACAUAAGAAGUGAUAACAACACAAGAAGUGAUAACAACACAAGAAGUGAUAACAACACAAGAAGUGAUAACAACACAAGAAGUGAUAACAACACAAGAAGUGAUAACAACACAAGAAGUGAUAACAACACAAGAAGUGAUAACAACACAAGAAGUGAUAACAAUAUAAAUAACAAUUAUCAUUUUAGUCAUUAUGAUAAUUAUGAUUAUCUUCAUGCUUCGGAUUCAUCACAUAAUCAUCAUAUUCAUCAGGGGGCGAAAAAAUUAAAACAUUUCUUAGACUACAAAAAGAACUCACUGCUUUUAAAAUAUAUUAAAAAAUCGAAUAGACAAAAUGAAUAUUUUAAUAUUUUAAAAGUACUAGAAAACGAUGUGCCUUUAGAGAGUGCUAGUAAUAUUUUAGAGUCCUUAGAUAUAAAAGAAGAAAAUAAUUUUGAAGAAAUAUUUAAAAAUAAUAAAAAUGUAAAUGUAGGUAUAUGUACUAGACAUACAUUAAAAGAAAUGAGAAAAUCGCUUUUUUUGUUUUUUCUUAUAUUUAAUAGAAUAAUAGAAAAAAAAAAAAAAAAACUUGAUUUAAUUUUAUUAAACAAGAAAUAUAAAACACAUGAUAAUUUAAAAAAUAAAUAUGGAUAUACUUCAAAGUAUACAUAUGGAUGUAUUUUUUUAAGAUCAAUAAAGAAUUCAGAAAUGGUUAUAUCUCUAAGAAAUAAUAAACAUAUGAAAUGUUCUUGUAAUAAUGAAUAUGAUAAUAAAAAUAAUAAUAUUUAUAUUGAUAAUUAUAAAAAGAAUGAUAAUAAUAUAAACACUUUAUCUCAUAAUAAACAUAUAAAGGAAUAUUGUAACAGUGAUAGUGAUUAUAACUCAUGUAAUAAUAAAUAUUUAUAUAAUCUUUAUGAAAAGAAAAAUAAUUCAUGUUCUUGUUCUAAUAAUCAAGAUGAUAAGAAUGAUAUAAAGGUGACAGAUGAGGAAAUAUAUAAAGAAUGGAAAGAAAUGAAUAAGACAUAUAAAAAAAGAAGAGACAAUAAUAUGAAGAUAUUUAUGUUCUCUACAAAUAUGUUAAAUAAAGUUAAUAGAUAUAAAGAUUUUAAUUAUUAUAAAAAUAUUUAUAAAAUACAUGUAGAUUAUAACGGUGUAUGUAAUCAUAUAAUUUUUAAAUAUAAAUAUAAUAAAAGUAAAUUUCUAGAUUUCAUAUUUAAUACAAAUAUUUGUUAUAAUAAUAAUUAUAGAAAUGAUAAUAUACAUCUCAGUUAUUCUAACUGUAAUGCAAAAACAAAUAUUAUUUUGAGUGGUUCAUGGGUCUAUGGAAUGUCCAAGAAAAAUGACUUAUCUGAUCAUUUUUUGAAUAAAAAGAAAAAAGAAAAAAAAAAAAAAAAAAAAAGUACUAAUGAUAAUAAAAAGAAUGAUAUGUAUGUUAAAGGGAGAUCAUCCCCAUAUGAUAAUUCGUAUGUGAAUAAUGUGAAUGUAGAAAAUAUGAGUGGUGUCGAUGAUAUAAAUGAUAUGAAUGAUAUGAAUGAUAUGAAUGAUAUAAAUGAUAUGAAUGAUAUAAAUGAUAUGAAUGAUAUGAAUGAUAUAGAUGAUGCCAAUCAUAUGAGUAAUAAUAUUCAUUAUAACGAUAAUAUUCUUAACGAUGAUGAUAUGAAUUACAAUUAUGAUAUUGACAGUGUGAACAACAACGAUGCUACUAAAAAUAAUAAUAGUAGUAAUAGUAAUAAUAGUAAUAGUAAUAAUAGUAAUAAUCAUCAUCAUAAUAAUAUUCUCAAUGGUGAUAAUAAGGAAUAUACUAACAACGAAUAUAAAAAAUACUGGAGUAGUAACUCUAUACCUAAUAAUUUUUAUUAUGAUAAGAAUAAUAAGAACUUAUCUAAUGAAAUAAAAGAUGAGAAAGGGAAUAUAUAUUGGAAUGAACAAGUAUUAAAUUAUAGAAUAUCAUCCUUACAUCGAUAUAAAAGGAUGAAGAUAUUAAAUUUUAAAAGUAAAAUAAGUGAAGAGAAAAAUGUAUAUUCUUAUUUAAUUAAUAAUACAAUAAAAAAUAGUGAUGAUAUAUUAUUAUUAUCUAAAAAAGGAAUUAUUGAAUUUAAAAACCCUAUUGUUUUAAAUGAACUUUUGAUAGGUUUUUCUUCUAAUCCUAUAUAUGAAUAUAUAUGUAAAAAAAAAAAUAAUAAAUCUAUAAUAAGUUCAGAUAUUAAUAUAUUUAAUAAUAAUAUGAAAGAUAAAAAAAAUGAUAAUUUUAGUUUAGAUGAAUUUAUGAAUAAAAUAUCUUGUGGAUAUAAUAAACCACAAUAUUUUUAUAUUUUUUUUCAUUUCUAUUUAAAUAAUACUAAAAAAUAUAAUAUUGUCUUAGAGAUACAUGUAGAUUAUUUUAAAAAAUUUAAAGAAAAUAAAGAUAUUCCUUUUCAAUAUGUUAAUGUAUUAAAUUAUUUAAGAGGAAAUAUACAUUAUUAUAGAAUUAAUAAGAUACACAUUGAAUAUUCUCUCUCACCUUUUAUAUAUAAAAAUGAAUAUUUUGAUCAUACAAUUAUGCCUUUCUAUAUAUCUAUAAAUAGCUUAAUAGUAAAUGAAACUCGUAAGGUUUAUAAUUAUGUACCCAUAUUUUUUACUUCAAAAAUUAACUUUCUACAAGUUAUUAAUAGAAAUAUGAAAAAUAUUAGAACUGCCCAUAAUAUAAAUGAACAAAAUAAUAAAAGGGGUCACAAAAAAUAUGUAUCUGAUCAAAAUGAGAUUAAUAUGAACACUACAGGUGCAAAUUAUUCUAACAAGGAAUAUUAUGAAAGAAAAAAAAAAAUGAGCAACAAUGAUAGUAAUACUAGUGCUAGUGAUAGUGAUAGUAGGAGAAGGGCAACAUCAACCACAUCGACAUCAUCCACAUCAACUACAUCAACAUCAUCCACAUCAACUACAUCAACAUCAUCCACAUCAUCUUCAACAAAUGAUAUACUGGGAAGUAAAAAUAAUAUAAACGAGGAGACAUCAGAAAAACAUUUGAAUACUAACAUGUUUAAUAAAGUAUUCAAAUAUUUUUUAUCAAAAGAAAAUGAAGACCAAGAGGAAGAAGAAGAAGAGGAAGAAAGAAAAAAUAGCGAUUUAAAAUUAAAAAAGAAAGAAGAUUAUUCUUAUUAUAUAUGGAAGAAAAAUAAUAAAAGAAAAAAUAAAAAUAUGAAUCCAUCUUAUAUUAACUUUGAUUCCUUUUCUUUUUUUACAUCUAUAAGUGAAUCCAUUUUUUUAAAGCAUGUGAUACAAUAUGUAUGUAUGACAGAUAAGUGUAUAUAUGAACAAAAUGCAAAUAAUAACACAGUGAAGAAUAAAGAGAAAAAAAUAAGAAAUAAUAAAUAUGUAAAUGAUAUGUCUUAUAACAAUGAUAUGUAUGAUAUAUAUAAUAAAAAGGAUUUAUAUUUUGAUAAUAUUAAUAAUAUGUUUUAUAAACCAUAUAAUACAAAUAUUAUUUAUCACGAUGAUAUACUUCUUAUAAAACCAAUAUUUAAUAUAUCUAAUAAAAAGAAAAGUAUAAUAAAAGAAGAAAUAAAAGAAUUAAGUAGUAUAGAAAAAGAUUAUUUACAAUUUUUAAAGAAUAAUUUAUCUAAAUAUAUAAGAGAUCAUAAAAAUGAUAUUAUUGCAUAUAAUAUGACUAAUGUAUAUAAUUUUGAAUAUAUAAAAAAUAUGUAUAUAAUCCCACCAUAUAAUAAAGGAAUAUUAAUAAAUAUUGAAAAAGAACAUGAACAAAUAUAUUUAGAUAUAUAUAAUAAUCUAUCUUAUUUAAAAUAUGAAGGUAUAAAUGAAAAAUUAUAUUAUAAUACAAAAAAAGAAUUAGAUAUCAUAUAUAUUUAUGCAGCAUUCUUACCAUUAGAAAGUGAUUUAUUCCACUUUAAUUAUUUAUCACAAAAUAAUUUAACAUUAAAUAAAAUAGACAAACAACAUUAUAAAAUUAUUUUUAAAAAUGUUAUACCAUUUACAAAGUAUGAUGAUUUCUAUAACAUACAACAAAUACAUCCAAAAGAACUUAUAGAUAUAAAUUCUUUAAACCUAAAAAGUAAUUCGUUUCCAACAGAUCUAAUGAAUCUAAAUCUUGAUGAUAAUGUUUAUAAAACAAAAAUAUUGGAAUUCAUACAAAAUAAGCUUAAAACAGCUUUACAAAUGAAUUCAGAGGAUACAAAAAAAUAA